Molecule: messenger RNA, 2285 nt
Organism: Gastrolobium bilobum
Lineage: Eukaryota; Viridiplantae; Streptophyta; Magnoliopsida; Fabales; Fabaceae
Exons: 9
Coding region: 345-2120 (591 amino acids)
Biological process (GO): protein N-linked glycosylation
Molecular function (GO): alpha-(1->6)-fucosyltransferase activity
Source: RefSeq, a predicted model, not a curated record
CUUUCCUUCCUUGACAAGGCUUUAUUCUUUUCAUAACAGUUUUCAAGAUUUUUAAUUUUAGUCUUUUUUUCUUUUUUCUUUUUUGUGAUUAGCUUCAAAUGAUUAGGAAAGUUGCAAGGAUGACAGGGAUGGCCCACCAAAGUGUUUAAGGGGACAGGUGCAAAUAAUUGUGUGAUAUUUGAGGUUUCUCUGUCCAAAGAGUAGUUUGAGGACUCACAAGUUGAAUCUGUGUAACUGUGGAUCAGUCACGAGUUUGUAAUAGGCUACUAGUCCAUGAGGAAAAGGGUCAUUCAAGAAGCUUUUUGAAUAAAGAAUCAAGUGUUUGUUGUAAGAUAAAAGUGAAAAUGGAGACGCUGAAUCAUAAGUCUAUUGAGAGAGUGGUUUCGCAGAGAGCACUGCAAAUGGGUAGUUCAUUUCCAUGUCAAAUUUGUGUGGUGGGAUUUCUAUGUGGAGUCUGCCUCACCUCUUUGUUCUUGGCUGCUUUGACUUCCUUUGGCACCUUUCAGUUUGGUCCUAUUUCAUUUUCAACCAUGUCAAUGGCUAAUUCAUCAGGGAAUUCAACUUCUCAUCAUAAUAUCGGUAUGGUUACACGUACGGACUGCAAUUUGAAGCUUAAGGAAACUAAGAGAUUAUGGGAUUUGAAGAGCAGUAGAGAGCAAGAUAAUAGUGACAAAGUCUCAUUGCUUUAUUCAGCUUGGAGUGCUGUGUUAAAUAAAUCUACAACUGGGGCAAAUGAGUACUUGCAAGAACAUGGCAUCAACGGGUCAGGUUUGCCUAAUGCCCCGCAUUUUGAAAACUGCAAGGUGAAAACACAGCUAUAUGGCCAUCUUGAUAAGCGUACAGGAAAUGAGAGCUUCCCUCCAUGGACAAUUUGGAAGGGUUUUUUACAGAAGCUCCCUGUUGCUGCAUCCAAUGAGGAGAUCAAAAAUUUUAGGCAGCAGGCUGUAACUGAGGGGGCUUAUCCACCCUGGAUUGCAGGAUCUGAUGAAGAGAACUAUCCCUUGACUAGAAAAGUGCAGCGUGACAUAUGGAUCCAUCAGCAUCCUUUAGACUGUAGCAACCCGGAUGUCAAGUUCCUUGUUGUUGAUUGGGAGAGAUUAUCUGGAUUUGGUAUUGGGGCUCAGAUUGCUGGGAUGUGUGGACUUCUUGCUAUUGCAAUCAGCGAAGAAAGAGUCCUUGUCACUAACUAUUAUAACAGGGCUGAUCAUGACGGUUGCAAAGGGUCUUCCCGGUCUAGUUGGAGUUGUUACUUCUUUCCAGAAACAUCCCUAGAAUGCCGUCAGCGUGCAUUUGAACUUAUGAAAAGUGAAGAGGCAAGGAGUAAAGGAAUUCUGACCACAAAAGAAAAUUAUACAUCCAGGCAUAUAUGGGCUGGAACAACUCCUAGGAAAUGGGGGCUUCCAUGGAAUUAUUUGCAACCUACAACUGAUAUAAAUGGGAGUCUGGUGACAUCUCAUAGAAAAAUGGAUAGACGGUGGUGGAGAGCACAGGCUGUACGCUACUUAAUGAGGUUCCCAACUGAAUACACAUGCAAUUUAAUGAAUGAGGCCCGCCAUGCUGCCUUUGGAAAACUAGCUGCAAAAAUGGUUCUUGAAAGUCUUGCUGGAGACUGGCCCAAGGUAGAAAGUAGUGACAAGCCAAGGUCUGAUAUUGAUGAAUAUGUGUGGUCCAAUCACAAGCCAUGGGUCCCUAGGCCUCUACUAAGCAUGCAUGUAAGGAUGGGAGACAAAGCAUGUGAAAUGAAGGUGGCUGAAUUUGAAGAAUACAUGAAGCUUGCUGAUCGAACCAGGAAGCACUUCCCAAACCUUAAUAGCAUUUGGCUGUCCACUGAGAUGCAGGAAGUGAUCAACAAAACCAGAGAAUAUUCUCACUGGAACUUUUACUAUACAAUGGUAAGGCGUCAAGUUAGGACUAAUAUGUCAAUGGCAGAAUAUGAAGCCAGCCUGGGUAGGGAGACAAGCACAAAUUAUCCACUAGUUAAUUUCUUGAUGGCUGCUGAUUCUGAUUUCUUUGUUGGGGCAUUGGGUUCUACUUGGUCCUUCCUUAUAGAUGGAAUGAGAAAUACUGGGGGAAAGGUAAUGGCUGGGUACUUGAGUGUCAACAAGGACAGAUUUUGGUAGGGUCAUCAUGUCAUGUCUGUAAAUUAGAUCAUUGGUAACUACGAUAGUAACAUGAUUCUUUGUAUGUAUAAUUAUUGUACAUAUUCCAAAACCCCCAAAAAUAAAACAGCACAAUCUCUAAUUCAAAGAGUGAUGAUAGAAUCAAAAUACUCGGACCUUGUUCUU